AUGGUAAAGUUCGUGAUUAGCAGUUCGGUUUACCAAGCUCAAAUAUGCGAUCUACUUCCCUGCAAUGAUAAUUCCAAAUCUCAAUUAGUACAUUCCCUACUAGCAGCUUAUGAUGUAUUCAAACACUUUGAUAAGGUUAUUAGGAUACCAUAUACCAAUAAGAGCACCUUAGCGAAAUUCCAUUCUAAAGCGUUUCUAGAUGUUGUUCUCGAUGGUGCAUUGGAUCGUGAUACAAUUGAAGAUGAGGAUUGGCCACAGUUGACACUAAUUGCAGAUCGAUACCUGUCUAAUAGCGGUACAAGUUGUGAGUCCAUGGGAUGGUGUAAAUCAAAACGUGAUCUUCACAGAAGGUAUCUUUCCUCUACGUGCUCUAAUACUCAUGAAUCUGAUACUCAGGGAUCUGCCUUGGAUGAGGAUAAUAAUAAUCGAAGCACUCUUGAGUAUUAUGGCUUAGUUGAUGACUGCCCUAUUUUCGAUUACCUCCCAAUGUAUGUCCAUACAGUUGCUGGCGCUACGUUAUCAUUACUCCAAGAGCUAUCAUACGAUGAGGGCCCGACUAUUGCAAUUAAUUGGGAUGGUGGAAGGCACCAUGCUAUGAAGUCCAAAGCAUCAGGGUUCUGCUAUGUUAAUGACAUUGUUUUACUUAUACAAGGUCUACGAAGGAAGGGCUUCUCAAAGAUAUCGUACUUGGAUUUCGACUUACAUCAUGGCGAUGGAGUUGAGAAUGCCUUUCUGUACUCCAAGAAUGUCCAAACAUGCUCUGUACACAUGUUCGAACCAGGUUUCUUUCCCGGGACUGGCGACCAUAAGAACUGCAAGUUGAAUAACGUGAUAAAUAUUCCUUUACUUCAUGGCUUGGAUGAUAAGUCGCUAAAUCGGAUAGCGGAUGAAAUAAUAAUGCCAAGCAUACGUGCCCAUGACCCAGAAGUUAUAAUCAUUCAAUGCGGCGGCGACGGACUGUGUGGUGAUAAAUAUGGCGAAUGGCAGCUAUCUAUUCGCGGGCUUACAACAAUUAUUCUAAAAAUCGUCUCACUAUUCCGCUACAGGAAGGUUGUGCUACUUGGAGGAGGUGGCUACAAUCCAAAACUACAGAGUCGUUUUUAUACGUAUUUGACCACUGAGCUUCUGCAUGCCUGUAAGGGUAUCCCAUCAUGUAUAUCGAAUGACGAGGAUGAAUUAAUAAAAGAUCAUGAAUUGAUUGAGGUCUAUGAGGGCGAAAACUACAAAUAUUGGCACUAUGAAUAUCCCGGUAUACACCGUAAAAGUCUUCUAAAUGAUAAUACAGAGGCCUACUUUUCAAAGUUAAGACACUUAUUUGCUGCAGGUGCUGCAUCUAAGGUAUAA
Eremothecium sinecaudum is the source of this 1344-nucleotide messenger RNA. It is a transcript of the gene HOS1, whose product is annotated as histone deacetylase. The coding region runs from base 1 to 1344 and encodes 447 amino acids. The record is from RefSeq and is a predicted model, not a curated record. The transcript has a single exon. Lineage: Eukaryota; Fungi; Ascomycota; Saccharomycetes; Saccharomycetales; Saccharomycetaceae.